Colletotrichum lupini is the source of this 249-nucleotide messenger RNA. RefSeq lists its product as uncharacterized. The transcript has a single exon. NCBI's taxonomy places the organism in Eukaryota, Fungi, Ascomycota, Sordariomycetes, Glomerellales, Glomerellaceae. Bases 1 to 249 code for a protein of 82 amino acids. The record is from RefSeq and is a predicted model, not a curated record.
AUGCAUUCCUCAACCAUUUUCACGGUCGCCAUUGCUGCUUUUGGCUUCUUUGGCGAAGCUUCAGCGUACUGCAACUGGAAUAAGAAGACUGUCGAGAACUGCUGUUAUCGCGAUAACGACGCAAGAGUCAGGCAAGGCGGUUAUAUUAACUUCCCGCAAGGCACAAUCUGCCCUGAAUCCCACUCGAAUACCUGUGGCGCGGACUGCUGCACCUUUGAUACUGGUCUGGGUAUCGGCUGCCCCAAGUAG